AUGAACUCUAUCACCAACCGCGACAUUGUCCAUGACGCCGCGCUCGACAGCCUGGACACCAUGUCGCUCGAUACCUACACAUUCCCAAAGGAAAGGCUGAAGAAACAGCUGUCAAAUCCCGAGAAGCAGCCUCUUGUGCUUGUGUCGUGCGGCUCCUUCUCACCACCGACGAACCUGCAUCUGCGCAUGUUCGAGGAAGCAGCCGACUACUGCGAAUUUGAGACCGACUUCGAAGUAGUGGGCGGCUUCUUCAGCCCCGUCGGCGACGCAUACAAGAAAGCUGGUCUGGCAUCCGCGCAACACAGAAUCAACAUGACCAGGAUUGCUGUCGCGGACAGCUCGACCUGGAUUGGCGUUGACCCGUGGGAGCCACUGCACAAGGAGUACCUACCGACCGUCAAGGUCUUGGACCACUUUGACCACGAGCUGAACACGGUCAUGGGAGGCAUCGAUAAUGGAAAGGGCGAGAAGAGACCAAUCCAUGUUGCGCUGCUUGCAGGCGCCGACCUGAUUCAAACCAUGAGCACACCAGGACUGUGGGCUAGCGAGGAUCUUAGCAGGAUCUUGGGCCAUUACGGCGCUUUCAUACUCGAGCGCAGCGGCACUGAUAUUGACGAUGCGCUUGUCAGCCUACGGCAGUUCAGGGAAAGUAUCCGUGUGAUACCGCAACUCAUCCAGAACGACGUAUCUUCGACCAAGAUCCGUCUCUUCCGCAAGAGGGGCAAGAGCAUCCGCUACUAUAUUCCCGACAAGGUCGUCGACUACAUCUACGAACACGGCCUUUACAGCGACGACGAAAAGAAGCAGGCGGACAAGGGCGAAGAGAAGGCGUCCAUCGACGGCGCUGCUUCGUCGCAAGGCGUUUCUGCGUCUUGA
Molecule: messenger RNA, 876 nt
Organism: Cucurbitaria berberidis CBS 394.84
Lineage: Eukaryota; Fungi; Ascomycota; Dothideomycetes; Pleosporales; Cucurbitariaceae
Product: nicotinamide mononucleotide adenylyltransferase 1
Exons: 2
Coding region: 1-876 (291 amino acids)
Biological process (GO): NAD+ biosynthetic process
Molecular function (GO): nicotinamide-nucleotide adenylyltransferase activity; nicotinate-nucleotide adenylyltransferase activity
Source: RefSeq, a predicted model, not a curated record